Molecule: messenger RNA, 465 nt
Organism: Paramecium sonneborni
Lineage: Eukaryota; Ciliophora; Oligohymenophorea; Peniculida; Parameciidae
Source: the annotation of a GenBank genome assembly
AUGUUUGUAGAUUUUGGUUUUGCUGAUAUUGUAGAUAACAAAAAAUAAUAUAUCAGAAAAUGUGGAACAAUUAAUUAUAUGUCACCAGAAUUACUAAUAUCUGAAAAAUAUAUUCAGGCAAGUCUCCUUAAAAAAUCUGAUAUAUUUGCUUUAGCUACUCUAAUCUUUAUACUAUAUUAUGGAUUUCCUCCAUUCUCUUAGGCAUCUUAAGACUGUCUUUAUUGGAAAAUGAUAUCUGGAUAAAAAUGGAAUUAAUUUUGGAAACUUGUUAAUAGAAAUACUAAAUAUAAUAUAUUUUAAGAAUUAUUUUAAAAUAUGAUAUACUUUAUUUCAUUAAUUUAUUAUAUUCUAUUCUAUAUCACUUUAUCACCUAAUCUUGUAAAUAGAUAUAAUAUUGAAUAAGUACUCAAUCAUCCCUAGAUUGAUGGAAAUCACGAUCUAAACUAAUUAGUUAACUUUAUUUGA